Messenger RNA from Annulohypoxylon maeteangense, 756 nucleotides. RefSeq names its product magnesium transporter. Gene Ontology annotation, biological process: protein folding in endoplasmic reticulum. The transcript is spliced from 3 exons. The record is from RefSeq and is a predicted model, not a curated record. NCBI's taxonomy places the organism in Eukaryota, Fungi, Ascomycota, Sordariomycetes, Xylariales, Hypoxylaceae. Bases 43 to 462 code for a protein of 139 amino acids. Gene Ontology annotation, cellular component: EMC complex.
CAUCCAUCACACAUCCCAUAUGCCUCCAGGUGUGCAGCAAAGAUGACCUGGAUAUCUAAGUUAACAACAACCUUCGGGUUAUUCCUAUUAGUAGACGCCUGCUACUCGGCUUACGAACAUUCUGUUCUUCAAACACACCGAACCGCAUCCCUCUCUUCCCUGACGGCAUCACACAACGCCCCAUCCAGCACAUUACCUAUCGAUAUCACCAUCGAAACCAUCGUCGCAACCCUUGUUGUCUGCCUAGGAAUCGUGUUAGGAACCUCAAAUCUACGUCCGAUUCAAUGGCGUGUCUGGGCAGGGAAGAUCGAAAGAGAAGGUGAAGCUGGAUUUGUGAACAGCAGCGGAGAGGUGGAGAAGGACUAUGUCGGAAACCCUUUCCGAUUGCUAGAGAGUCGGCCCGGCUUUGUCAAUAUUCGGAAGCAGAGGAGCGAGUUUGCCGAAUGGGUUAAAAAUAAAUAGACGGAUUUGAGCGGCUGUUAUAGAUCAAAAAGGACGUCAACAUUGCAGCAGGUCCACUGUACUGGCUACGACUGGAGAGAGUUGGAAGUAGAAUUACCUACCCAUGGAUGUACUUAAGGCUACAUGUGCCUACUACGUACAACAUUUGGAGACUUGAAUCGCUACAUCUUCCACACUCCACCUAGAUAGGUAGCUUGAGAAAUAAACGAAUACUAUUCGAUAUUGAAGGCUCGUCAAGUAUAGGUACCUUAGCUGCCUCCGAGGUAUUCCGAGUUAUUAAGUCUUGGGAAGUUA